AUGGUUCCUCUUUAUAUUAAGGGGACUGAAUGCACACCAUUAAAAAAACAAUACCUUACUAAAAAUGUCCACCAAAAUACUGUAGUUAUUACAAUGCUAGGCUGCUAUAAACCGUGGUAACUAGCUAGCAUUGACAUACAAAAUAAAAUAAAUAAAUAAGUAAAAAAGAUUAUAAAGCUUUUUACAGAUUGAAGGAGAUCCCACAUUUAUUACAGGAAUAUAUGAAGUAGUCUAAUAAGUAUAACGGCAAUAAGUAUAUGAAAACAUUAGCAUGGUAAUUUGGCGGAAUCUGUGGUUAUACCAUGUUAAAUGUUUUUAACUGGUUUAUAACUAUUUAAGUGAGUGUAGUUAUAAGUAACCUCUGCCGUUAGACUACUUUUAUUUUGAUAGCAUCUAAGCUGCUUUGUCGGUUACUUCAUACUAGCUUCAUGUGAAGAGAAGUGCUGUUAUGUUCUGAUGUGCUGAAUCAUGUGGGAUAAUUUGACGCAACAAUAACGUACAUACAAAAGAGGUUAUUAAAAUCUCCCAUGCAACGCUGGGCGAUGUCCUUGGCGGAAAUGUUUGUCAAAGGGGGGUGUUAAAAGGUGAUCCUUUUGUCAACUCUGUGAUUCUACGUCAUCCGACAUGUCCCACUCUUCCGAGCGUCGACCCCACCCUUGCGGCCUUUGUGAUAAGUCAUUCGCCCAGAUAUCCACGCUCACCAAGCACCAGCAAAUGCACACUGGAAAGAAGCCCUACAAAUGCCCCUACUGUGACAAAUGUUUCAGCCUUUCUUCUGGCCUGGUUCUGCAUAAACGAAGCCAUGCUGGAGAGAAGCCUCACACCUGCCGGCUUUGCACCAAGACCUUCAUCUCCUCCGCUCACCUGACACUGCACCUGCGCUCACACACAGGAGAAAGGAAGUACAAAUGCAACAUAUGUUCCAAAAUGUUCAUGCAGCCCUCCCAACUUAUGUGCCACAAGACGAUACACACCGGCGAGAAGCCUUUCAAAUGCCCUGACUGCAACAAGUGCUUUGGCCGUGCGUCGCACCUGAAAACCCAUCGCAGGCUUCACACAGGUGAAAAGCCUUUCAGAUGUACACAGUGUGACAGGGCUUUUACACAGAAGGCCGGACUUGUUAUACACCUGCGCCUGCACACUGGUGAGCGCCCUUUUAAAUGCGACAAGUGUGGUAAGGCCUUCCGAACCUCAGCCCAUCUGCUUAAACAUCAGGCUCUAGAGCUAGAUGAGGGCACGUACAUCUGUGCCACAUGCCACAAGGGCUUCAGGUCAGUGUCCGCACUAAAACAACAUGAGAAGAGCCACCAGAGCAGCGGGUCACUCUGCUGUGGUGUAUGCUCGAGGGCCUUUGUUCCCUCCUCUUACAUGCAGCUGAAACUGCAGAUACGCAACAAAGAGCUGCUCUACCAUUGCAAGGUGUGCAACAAAACAUUUGUAAAGAUAUCCACCUUUGAGAAACACUGCAACAAGCACCACAUGAAGAUGGACAGGCAAGAGGACAAUACUGUAGAAGAGGAAGAUGCACAUGAGCCACCAUUUGAGCUGCAUACUGCAGCAUCCUCAACAUCAGAUGUCAACACACGUUCAAAAACAAGAACCAAAUGUUGGAUUAAAACGGAAAACUCAUAAUAAUGGAGUUGCUGUCUUUUUACAAAAGCCUUUUUUCGAUAACAUUUACAUAAUGACCUACUGUAUUCACACUUCAUAAAUUAUUCUUUGAUAUGUUCUUAAUUAAAUGAUAAUAAAAAAUAAAAAAAAUGCACACAUACAGAUCUUAUAAAGUUGUAGAGAGACUUGUCUUUAAAGGGAUAGUUCACCCAAAAAUGAAAAUUCUCUCAUCAUUUGCUCACCCUCAUGC
Molecule: messenger RNA, 1861 nt
Organism: Myxocyprinus asiaticus (Chinese sucker)
Lineage: Eukaryota; Metazoa; Chordata; Actinopteri; Cypriniformes; Catostomidae
Product: zinc finger protein 239-like
Exons: 2
Coding region: 625-1632 (335 amino acids)
Biological process (GO): regulation of transcription by RNA polymerase II
Molecular function (GO): RNA polymerase II cis-regulatory region sequence-specific DNA binding; DNA-binding transcription factor activity, RNA polymerase II-specific
Source: RefSeq, a predicted model, not a curated record